CAGCGAUAUAAGAAAAAGAAAUCAAAAGUGUAAACAGCUACUGUAUUUGUAAAACUUGGUGUCAUUGGCGUAAGUCUAAUAGACGAGAUAAUAAGCCUGUUUGUUGCGUAUCACUGGUGUUUCACAUUAGCAGCCUUUUACAAGGCACUUAGUCUUGAGUAGUCACUGAGGCUGGAACAGUCAAACCACUGAGAGGAUGUGAUUUCGUCUUCAUUUUGCUGAGCUGCAUGAUGCUGACUGGCUGUGUUGCAAUAACAAUGGUAUGUUUUGUACGGAAACAUUCAAUAGAAGAAGUGGUGUCAUUCUGCAUGAUUUCUUGUUGCUUGCAACUUUCCUUUCCUUGCAUGCUUUGUCCAGAUGUAUGAUUUUAUUAUGAAAUGACAGUUGGUGAUUUUACAAAGGUUGGUUCAGUUACCAUAUAACAAAAAAAAUGUGAAUGAAAGAAAUCAUUUUACUUUGAAUUUUACUGGUCGUUUCCAAGUUUACCUUUAAAUAUGAUCAGGGCAUUGCAGUAACAAAGAGGCUAUGCUUUUAGAGCCUGCAUUAUUGUCAAGAGACUCGGGUUGGUAAUCAGCAAAACAGGAUAUGCAGGAUUUUCAUUGCACAGUUGGAGGCGAAGAGUAGACAGAAACAGACAAGGUGCUGUGUAACAUAUUUUUGCAGCCUUUCUUUUACUGUUACCUCCUGUAUUUUGUGACUUUCCUUGGGUUAAGUGUAGAUUUGAUGAAUGAAAAGCAAUGAGAGCGUAGGAGUAGCUGAGGGACAGAGGGAGGAGUCUGAAGGGAAGAGCACAAACCAAAGGGAGGGGCACUGUUUUUGUCUCCAGCAACCCCUAGCAAAUGCCUAUUGCUUGAUGGUCCACAUUUUCAUUCUGCUCUCUUUUUCUUCUGGUUUAUUACUUGUGGAGCGCGUCUAAAUCCCCCACUGGUACCAUGGAUAAAUUCCAGACGGUCCUUCGUUUCUUCAUGAACCAGAAAGCCACAAUUGGCUACAGUUUUAUGGCUCUCCUGACAAUAGGCGGGGAGCGAGUCUUCUCCAUGGUCUCCUUUCAGUGUCCCUGCAACCACGAUCAGAACUUUGCCUAUGGACUCACAUUCCUGCUUGGACCUGCGGCUGUGCUUUUGGUUUUAGGACUGUUCUUCAGUGCUAGAUUGUGGAGGCUUUACACUGGCUGCUGCCUCAAUCCCAUGAAGCUUUGUCCCCGCGGUAGAUGCUUUGGAUGCUUCAGGGUGUUCAUGAGCAUCUUUACAGGGGCUUGUGUGGCUCCUAUAAUGUGGCUCUCUGUGGCCCUGCUCAAUGGGACUUUUUAUGAGUGUGCUGUCAGCGGUCUCGACGACAAUCUGGUGGUGGACCUGUUCUGUAAAAACAAGACCCUGAAGUGUCGGGAGGAGCUAGCCAGAGUUCCCUGUGGCCGGUCCAAGUUAUCUGAAGAGGAGCGCAUGGAUCUGCUGCUAAUGUUCAGGGCCCAAUCUCAGAUUCUUGGCUGGUGCAUUAUCAUCAUCGCAGCCACAUUUGGGCUUCUUGGUACCUGCUACAAAAAUUGCCGUUCCAAAGUUAGCUUCCUGCAAUCCACAUUCUGGAAACGCUAUGUGGAGAAAGAACGGGAGCACUUUGAGGCUUACACUCUGGAAUAUGCCUCCAAACUGGCUGAAAGAAACCUACAAAGUUUUUUUGAGAACAAGGAUCCUGAUCCAUUCCCUUUCCCAAGCCAUAAGGCCUGGGAGGAGAUCUCUGCACUCUACACUUUCUCAACGAGCGAACAAUAUUACAGCACCCUACAAUGUUAUGUGGAGAGAGUGGACAGGGACUUUGUGCCAGAGAAGAGACCUGUGAUGGACUUCGAGGAUGAAAUUGAAAUGAAAUAAAGUUUUUGUGUGUGUGUGUAUGAAUAAAACAACAGACUGUGGGGACUGUUACAGAAUAAUUAAAGGCCACAACGAUUUUUUUUACCUUUAAGGCCUUCUAUCAUAUAAUUCUACAGAAUCCAUCCUUUGAUAAAUAACAUACUAGAGAACUUAAUAAGUUGCAGAUAAUAUGUACUUGCUCUUUGGAGUUGGUAUUUUAAUUGCAUAUUAUUAAUCAUUCCAUUGUCAUUAACAUACUACUUUGUAUCUAAAGAAGUUCAACAUG
Molecule: messenger RNA, 2130 nt
Organism: Syngnathus acus (greater pipefish)
Lineage: Eukaryota; Metazoa; Chordata; Actinopteri; Syngnathiformes; Syngnathidae
Product: calcium homeostasis modulator protein 5
Exons: 2
Coding region: 933-1865 (310 amino acids)
Molecular function (GO): monoatomic cation channel activity
Source: RefSeq, a predicted model, not a curated record